CCCCUCUCUUUCUCCCUUGUCUCCCUUCGCAAGCCUCUUCCUUACCCUGCGUUCCAUCCUCGUGUUUUCUAUAUUUCCUCCACCACUGAUCUCCGUCUGCUCUCCUCCUGUUCUUCCUUCCUUUUCUUUUCUUGACCAUUAAAUGAAAAAUAUAUAUAUUUAAAAUAUGGUUUUAAACCUUUUCUUCGCUUUUUUAAGCUGAAAAAACCAGCUCUUGUAUUUUCUUUGUGCUUAUCUCUCACACAGUGGUUUUUGUUGGAUGAGGUAAUGGCUGGAUUGGAUCUGAGCACCGCUUCCAGAUACGUCCAUCACCACCUCCCUCACCACCACAACGCCAACUCCAACGACGAGGAGAGCAACAACAACAACAACUACAGCAACAAGAGAACGAGCGGUACGGGCGGGCAUGACCAAUUCGGCGGAGCCGCAGAGCAUGACGCCCCGUCGGUGCCGAAGCAGGGCGGCGGGCCAGGAGACAUGGCGGCCCGGCGUCCCCGGGGCCGCCCGGCGGGCUCCAAGAACAAGCCCAAGCCCCCCGUGAUCAUCACCCGGGAGAGCGCCAACACCCUGCAGGCGCACAUCCUCGAGGUCGGCGCUGGGUGCGACGUCUUCGACUGCAUCGCCGCCUACGCCUGCCGCAGGCAGCGCGGGGUCAGCGUCUUCAGCGGCAGUGGCACUGUCACCAACGUCACCCUCCGCCAGCCCUCCGCGUCCGGCGGCGUCAUCACCCUCCAAGGCCGCUUCGAGAUCUUGUCGCUGUCGGGGUCCUUCCUCCCGCCUCCGGCUCCACCCGGAGCGACCAGCCUCGCCAUCUUCCUCGCCGGGGGCCAGGGGCAGGUGGUGGGCGGGAACGUCGUGGGCGAGCUGUACGCGGCCGGGCCGGUGAUCGUGAUAGCCGCGUCGUUCACCAACGUCGCAUAUGAGCGGCUCCCGCUAGAGGAGGAAGAACCGCUACAGAUGCAAGCCCCAGCCCCGCAAGGAUCAGGAGGAGACGGGGGGAGCGGAGGAAGCGGCGGGGGCAGCGGCAACCCCUUCCCGGACCCUCACUCGUGCUUGCCCUUUCUCAAUCUGCCGCUGCUCAACAUGGCGAAUUGCCAGUUGCCGAUGGAUGGGCACGGCUGGGCGGGCGGCGCAACUGGGCGGUCGCCUUUCUGACAUGCCAUGGUGUAACUGUGAUUCCCACCAAUGCACGGACUAGAAAUGGAGGACGGGGAUAAGUGGAGCUGAUCCAUGACCGGCCGCUGCAGCAAAGCAAAGGUUAGCAAGCAUGUUUGAGGAUUUCCAUGUACAAGUACUCAGCUUGUUUCAUUUCUUGAUCUGUGUUUGAUGAUCCGUUGCUGUAUAUUCUCUUUCUCUUCAUCCUCCCUUCCUCUCUCUCUCUCUCUCUCUCUCUCUCUCUCUCUCUCUCUCCUUCCAAAGACUGUUGUUUGUUGUUGCUCAUGGAAGUAGUCUCCUUUUUAUGAGUGGGUUUGAGGCCACCUACAGGCCCUAUAAAAACACUUCUAUUUCACUGUCA
Molecule: messenger RNA, 1516 nt
Organism: Musa acuminata AAA Group (dessert banana)
Lineage: Eukaryota; Viridiplantae; Streptophyta; Magnoliopsida; Zingiberales; Musaceae
Product: AT-hook motif nuclear-localized protein 23-like
Exons: 1
Coding region: 268-1155 (295 amino acids)
Cellular component (GO): nucleus
Molecular function (GO): minor groove of adenine-thymine-rich DNA binding; DNA-binding transcription factor activity
Source: RefSeq, a predicted model, not a curated record